Messenger RNA from Dioscorea cayenensis subsp. rotundata (Guinea yam), 1621 nucleotides. Its product is annotated as E3 ubiquitin-protein ligase HAKAI homolog. The record is from RefSeq and is a predicted model, not a curated record. The coding region runs from base 58 to 1473 and encodes 471 amino acids. Gene Ontology annotation, biological process: regulation of cell adhesion; protein ubiquitination. Gene Ontology annotation, molecular function: ubiquitin protein ligase activity. Lineage: Eukaryota; Viridiplantae; Streptophyta; Magnoliopsida; Dioscoreales; Dioscoreaceae. The transcript has 3 exons.
CAUGAGAUUAACGAAUAGUCCCUGGAAGGACCAUUCCCGAGAAGAGGGCUCGCGGAGAUGCUGCAGAUCAGGCUCAGCAAGGCGCCGCCGGGAGACGGCGGUGCGGGACCGGCGGUCACGAGGCCUCCGCCCCCAUCAGACACGGUGACGGUGGCGUGCCCGGACCACUUGGUCAUUGCUGAUCUCCCCGUUGCCAAAAGCCUCGGCGCUAUCACCUCCUCCGCCGCCCCAGCCCUACGUUCUCUUGGACGCCGCUCUCGCCGACUCCCCGGGGAUCGAGUCCACUUCUGCGUUCGCUGCGACUACCCUAUCGCCGUCUAUGGCCGCCUCAUCCCUUGUGAACAUGUGUUUUGUCUGGCAUGUGCAAGGAAUGAUUCCAUCUGCUACCUUUGUGAUGAACGUAUUCAGAAAAUUCAAACUAUUAAAAUGAUGGAAGGGAUCUUCAUUUGUGCAGCUCCUCAUUGCCUCAAGUCUUUUCUUAAAAAAUCUGAAUUUGAAUCACAUAUUCAUGAAACCCAUGCAGACAUCCUCCAGCCUAAUGUUGAGAAGAGUAUGAAUGAUGUAGACGCUUCCAACAACCAGCGGUUGUCAUUGGACUCCCAUAAACAAUCCUCACAGCAGCCAGAAUCCUCUACUGCCCGUGCUCCUUCUAGACCGGCCUUUUCACCCAAUUCAGAUUUUCAAAUGCAGGACUUUGAUGAAAGGACUCGUCGCUACCCUUCAAGAGAUCAACAGUCUGCAAAGCCACAGCUUCAGCCAAAAUUGUCACCCUUUCCUGGUCGUCCCUCUUACCAGCCAAAUGAUCAGCUGCUGGAUAACAACCCACCUCAAGGGUUUGACAAGCCCAGCCAGAACUGGUACAACCAAGGCCAGGGUUUCGAGAACCAGAGUAAUUUUCAGUACCCACCUCCUGAUAAACAAACAGGUAUUCCCCAAGAAUCACCAAUCCCCACUUAUCCUCCUGUUCAACCGCUUCAACAGCCAAACUUUCAAUUGCCUAUGAAUGCCAAUCAAGCUCCUGCACCAACUCCAUCCUACAAUUAUCCUAUUCCACCUGAAGGCUUGCAGUCAUAUUAUAAUGCACCUUAUGAGAUGCCGCGACCAGAAUCCAUGCCACAGAGUGGACCAGACCAGGGUUCAGUGUUGGGAUUUCCACCAGCACAGGCAGCAGGCCUUGCAAGCUUUCCCGAGGGUUUUCCUCGCCCGUGGAGCAUGGGAUAUAUGAAUGUGCCUUUCAAUUCUCUCGCAAUGGGUCAAGGAAUUCCUGAAGGCUUUGCAAAUCCAACAGACUCACACAGUGGCUCUGCUGAGCAGAAUGAUGGAAAGGGUGUGUUGGCAUCAGUACCGCUUCAAAUGCCAUUGUCUAUGCCACUCCCGCCACCGCCCCCUCUGCCUCCACCGAUGGUGCAGCAGCUUAAUAGAGGUGGCUUCUCAAGCUCUAGUAAUGUGAACCAGGAUGGUCAAGGCUACUGAUGGUAGCUGCCAGCCUUUCAAAUUCCGGCAAUGCUGUGUUUAACUUUAUUAUUCUUAGUUUGGGGCAUAUGUUUCUGGUGUCACUUUUAUGGACUCUAAACUUUUGAUAUGGUUUAAAAACUACCACACGUCAUUUCUUGUGAUUAUA